Erythranthe guttata (spotted monkey flower) is the source of this 1303-nucleotide messenger RNA. Its product is annotated as putative WRKY transcription factor 53. Gene Ontology annotation, biological process: regulation of DNA-templated transcription. NCBI's taxonomy places the organism in Eukaryota, Viridiplantae, Streptophyta, Magnoliopsida, Lamiales, Phrymaceae. Gene Ontology annotation, cellular component: nucleus. Gene Ontology annotation, molecular function: transcription cis-regulatory region binding; DNA-binding transcription factor activity. The record is from RefSeq and is a predicted model, not a curated record.
CUCCCAUUUAUUAAUAUAUUAAUAUUUAAUGAAAAAAAUUAAAAAAAUCCAACUACCAAAUUAGCCACUAAAAAUCUCAUAUUUUUCCACAUAUUUUCUUCUUUAUAUCAUCCUCUCCAAACCUUCUCUUUCUUUCUCAUUCCAACUCGUCACACAGUAUCUUGAUUCAAGAAACUCGAAUCCCUUCAUUCUUUAUUUAUUUAUUUUUAUUAUUUGAAGUAUAUUAGUGUUUUUCUAGAAAAGAAAAUGGAAAAGGAGAGUGUAAUAACGAGUCAACUCAGUGAAGGGAUGGAAAUUGCAAAAGAGCUCAAGAGAAAAAUCGAUCAACCACCCUCCUCCUCAUCCACGUAUUCAUUACAGGAAUAUUCCAUUUUAAUCGACAAAUUAGUUUCUUGCUACGACAAUGCAAUAUCGAUAUUGCUCGAAAACGAAGCUCCAUUAGUAAACUCUUGUGCUGUUACUAAUUAUGCAUUGGAGGGCAGCCCUACAAGUGAAGUUUCUCACCUCGAUUCUACGGAACAUGUCUGUAAACAUGUUAACAAGAAACGAAAGAAUUCAGGUAGAUGGAGUGAGCAAGUGAAUGUGUGUGGAGUUGAAAUAAAUGAUGGGUAUUAUUGGAGAAAAUAUGGGCAGAAAGAUAUAUUGGGUGCUAAUUACCCAAGGGCAUAUUACAGAUGCACACAUAGGUACACACAAGGAUGUUUGGCAACAAAACAAGUACAACAAAUGGACAAAAACCCCAGUACUACUACUACUACUACAACAACAAACUCCCAAGUUGUCUACAAAGGAACCCACACUUGUACUCAACAGAGACAUAUACUCAAAGUUGAAAGCCAACAACAGCUGGUCAAUAUUACUAAUGUCGAGCCUGAAACUAAUGCCGUCGAAACCGAUCAUCGAUUCUUUGUUGAUCCACAAAGAACCUAUUCACCUCCGACGAACGAUUUUCUUACAAGUCACAGUUUAUUGAGUCCGGACAUUAAUUUCCCGCCCGGAGAUAUUGAUUUGUUGAUUGACGAUGACGUGGAUUUCGAUUAUCGUUUCCUAGGAGCACCCGGCUUUUUCUGACCGUCCGAUGAUCGAUUCCUAGGAGCCCGGGCCUUUGUGGAGUUUGUCAGUCCCAAUUACAUGCAUGCUGACUUAAUAGAAUAUUCUCUUAAUUAUUGCGAAGAAAUUUGAGAUACAAUUAUCUCAACUUUUGCUUCUAAUUUUAUGUUUGACAUCUCUUAUUUUCACUUUUGUCAUUUUUCCUUGAACAUAUACUUUAUGCAUGUGGUGCAAUUUUCCGUUUUUUAUGGGG